Molecule: messenger RNA, 1041 nt
Organism: Hyaloscypha bicolor E
Lineage: Eukaryota; Fungi; Ascomycota; Leotiomycetes; Helotiales; Hyaloscyphaceae
Product: DUF1917-domain-containing protein
Exons: 4
Coding region: 1-1041 (346 amino acids)
Source: RefSeq, a predicted model, not a curated record
AUGGCGAUAGGGAAAGGAGGAAAGGGGAUCAAGCUUGAAGAUACUGGAUACUUAUCAGACGAGUCCGACUUUUAUGAAUCAGGAGACGAGGCUGUCAAGCAAGAAUACGGAGUCCGGGCUCAGUCUUUCGACCCUGCUGAAUACUGGAAACACAAAAUCCCUUCUCUCACAGAGAUCGCCAACGCAAAUCUGGAGAAUGCCACAGUUACCAAGGCUGCCACGCUUUACAAUCCCUACGAGGGUGCCUUCUCGGGAAGGCAGCUUGGGGAAACUGUGGAUGAGUUCCUGGAGAGGCUUCCGCCUGCUACGACUCCGAUCACUGAUAUCGUCCACUGGAUUUACAUCGCAAAUCCGUAUCGAAAAGCUCCAAAGCGGGACGAACAUGAGCAGAACGAAAGUGACGAGGCACCACCGGACGAAGAGAGUGACUGGGCUCGGUUUGUUGUGCUUGGGGGAAACCUUCUUGAGGAGUUGACUACCAUACGACACACUAUUGAGAAACAGAAGGCAGGGAAAGCAAAAGCGAUCAUCACAAGAGCCGUCAACCCCGAGAAAGAGAAGAUUGUCAAGAAGUUGUUGGAUACGGCUGUGGAGUUGCAUUGUACUUCCGGCAAGUGGAUGAUAUUCUGUCAAGCCAGUGAAGUGAAUGCUGUCUGGGCUGUCGUUGCUCGAGCCACUGCCAACAAUGAGCUUGGCAUCGCCGCGAAAGUUUCUCCUGACGACGGAGAUGAUAGGCAAUCUCGAGUGAUCUGUAUCUACACAAGAGACUUCACGGAUAUGAAGGAUGUUUCCCGCACGGUCCAUAAAUUGAAAGACCUUGGCGUUGUUGACUCCCGAGGUAAACCGAUCUAUUACAAGUGCGAUGCGUACACAUACUUGAGACUUGGAUCGGGCAACGAGUACAACAUCAAAGCUUCGCUGUACAGCUCGAAUGAGAUCCUUAAAUUGCAGCCCGGACAAGCACAAGAUGGUAAAGUAUCCGGAUUCUUCAACAAACCGAAGAACGACUCAGGCGAUUGGCGUCAGAUGAGGUGGGAAUAG